AGCUACCUCCCCAGCAAAGAAUCAGCUGGCCAGGAUGAUGCCUGGAGGCUUAACUGACGCCAAACCUGCCACUCCAGAAAUUCAGAAGAUUGCUGAUAAGGUUAGACCACAACUUGAAGAAAAAACAAAUGAGACUUUUCAAGAAUUUGAAGCUGUAGAGUAUAAAACUCAAGUAGUAGCUGGGACAAAUUACUAUAUUAAGGUGUGUGUAGGCAAUAAUCGUUAUGUUCACUUGAAAGUAUUCGAACCUCUUCCUGGGCAAAAUCAGGAUUUGAUACUCUCUGGUUACCAGACUGAAAAAAGCAAGGACGAUGAGCUGACCGGCUUUUAGCAGCAUGUUCCAAAAGUUGUCCGACUCCUUCCACUGGCUACUAAUUAGUAAUCCUUGCUAUAAAAAUAACCACCAAUAAAG
Messenger RNA from Cynocephalus volans (Philippine flying lemur), 412 nucleotides. It is a transcript of the gene CSTA, whose product is annotated as cystatin A. Gene Ontology annotation, molecular function: cysteine-type endopeptidase inhibitor activity. Gene Ontology annotation, cellular component: cytosol. NCBI's taxonomy places the organism in Eukaryota, Metazoa, Chordata, Mammalia, Dermoptera, Cynocephalidae. The transcript has 3 exons. The coding region runs from base 35 to 331 and encodes 98 amino acids. The record is from RefSeq and is a predicted model, not a curated record.